UGAAAAAGCGAAAUUGAUUUUCACUGUGAUGUGACUGCAAAAUCUCUUGGUUGUUGAACUCCACGAAAAUGUUGAUACUGGAUAUCUUUGAUUAGUUUCUUAGUUAUCUGGGAUUGACGCAGUUAGCAACCAAAAUAAAACAAUGAGAUGUGAUUAGAUGUGUGCGUUUGGUUCCCAAACAAAUGACAUAGUGCGGUGUAUGCAGUUGUUUCGCGUUGUGGAUGGAGGUUUCACACAUAAAUACGAAAUGCAUUAUUUAUAGUUUUCUGUGAGAGAACUUUAGUGUGCAAUCAGUUUUGUUGUAGUGCGAAUAGUGAAUAUAAUAAUGAGCGUCACUCAAGUUCAAGGAGGUUUGAGCAAACUAAAGAAAAAACACUUUAGAGUUAAACAUCAAAAAGUCAAGCUCUUUAGGGCCAAUGAACCGUUGUUGUCAGUAUUUAUGUGGGGUGUGAAUCAUACUAUUAACGAACUAAGUCAUGUUACGAUCCCGGUAAUGCUACUGCCAGAUGAUUUCCGAGCCUAUUCCAAGUUGAAAGUGGACAACCACUUGUUCAACAAGGAAAGUAUGCCCAGCCAUUUUAAAGUGAAGGAAUACUGUCCAUUAGUUUUUCGGAAUCUCAGGGAAAGGUUUGGCAUCGAUGAUGUCGACUACAAGGAAUCAAUGACACGAUCUCAGCCUGUUGCAAUUGAUUCUCCUGGAAAAAGUGGAGCAAAGUUCUACCAGUCGUAUGAUCGUUUGUUUAUAAUAAAAUCAUUAACAAGCGAGGAAGUGGAACGCAUGCAUUCAUUCUUGAAGCACUAUCAUCCUUACAUUGUGGAACGACACGGGAAAACUCUGUUACCUCAGUAUUUGGGAAUGUACAGACUGACAGUUGAUGGAGUGGAGCAUUACCUUGUUGUCAUGAGAAACGUGUUUAGCAACCAUCUCCAAAUACACAGGAAAUUUGAUUUGAAAGGUUCCACAGUGGAUCGAGAAGCCUCUGACAAAGAAAGGGAAAAGGAUUUGCCGACACUUAAAGAUAAUGAUUUUGUCAAAGAAGGGAUGAAAAUUUACAUUGGUGAUGAUGCGAAAGAGAAAUUGCUGGAAACACUAACUGCAGAUGUUGAGUUUCUCACAAAACUGCAUCUGAUGGACUAUUCGCUACUCCUUGGGAUCCAUGACUGUGCAAGGGCUGAACAAGAAAAUCGAGAACGAACAGAUCUGGAAGAAGAAGAAAAUAAUGGCAUGGAAGAGGAUGAAGAUUCCGAAAGUGGAUCAGCGGUGGAGAAAGGUGCUGUAGACAGAGCAUGGGGACCUUUAUCAUCUCCGCCUGAUUCGCCUCAUGCGGCACUUAUGCGAGAGUCAAGUAUUCAGUAUGAAGGUGGAAUUGUACCAGAGUUGGAUAUAUAUGCCAUACCAAGUUCAGAAGGUGCUCCCAUUAAAGAAAUUUAUUUCCUGGCUCUGAUUGAUGUGUUAACACAUUAUGGUGUCAGGAAACAGGCAGCUAAGGCUGCAAAAACUGUGAAAUAUGGAGCAAAUGUUGAUGGCAUAUCAACAUGUGAUCCAGAGCAAUAUGGGAAGAGGUUUAUUGAUUUCAUGAGCAAAGCUAUUGAGUAAAUGCCAAGAAACCAAGCCUUCAUCGCAGUUUUCCUGUGGGAGCCUUCAAAAAGAAAAUUAAGAAAAAAAAAAUAGUUCAACAGAUCUGAAACAUCGCCUUAUGAUGUGCAUUAGAAGCUAUCACGCAAGAACAGUUUCAUAUAUCUUAGCUAAUAGUGUUUCCAGUGACUUGUGUGCUGCACGCACUUCCAAAGAUUAGUGAAGAUAGAUUGACAGCUGAGGAGAUUGUCUUUGCUCUUGAAUUUGGCUGUCUUUAAAGUACCAGAAAUAUUUUCAAGUGAAAAUGCAUUAUGUUUGUUUUUGUUUUGUUUUUAGUGACAGUUUUAUAACUAAGCUUUUUAUUUUUAAAAAGCUGUUAUUUGACAUCCGUGAUGCUUUUAGAAUAACAUUUAUAAUCUUGGCACAAUAUGUCACAUUUUUAUGCAGUAGCUAAUGGACAGUGAACAGAUUUUAACAUCUUUGCAUAUCACAUCAUGCACAAACAGGACAAAGUUUCUACAUUAAAGGGCCAUAUUUUUCUGCAUCUUGAUAUACACUGUAAUAUGUAUCCAUUUAAUCAUCAUCAUCAUCAUCAUCAUCAUCAUCAUCAUCAUCAUCAUCAUCAUACUAUCAUCAUCAUCUUCAUGUUCAAAUCACAGUGAUGUGCGAAGCAUAAUUGUUUUCUUUCAUUAUUUCUUGUAUUCUUAACAGAGGAGGAAGGUGUGAAAUUCCAAGUGUUCAAGAAAUAAUUUUGUGAUGAUUUUCCCAGAUUUCAUUUGAAUUUUAAAUGUGUGUUAGUGGACUGAACUCAGUAUUCUAUUUGUUAUCCAUCCUUUUAGUAACUUGUAUUCUGUUAAAUGGAAACAUUCUAUGUGAAGGAAGCAUAGAAGUGUAAAAGUUGGCAGGAUGGUUCCUGCAUGCCAUAAAAGUUGAAAGUCCUGUUAGAACUGGUGAUAGCUCAUUUAUAACUAUAGUAGCCAAGUGAUAUUGUGUUUUAUACUUGUUUCUGAUGGAGAUUUUGAGUGGAAAUAAUUUAACUUGUGCUACUACCUCCUCCCCACCCCCUCCCCCUCUAUACAUGGGAAAAUAAUUUAUUUAUUUUGAAGAGUGGAUCAAGGUAUUUUCACUAAAUGUUAUGGUUUUCAUAUUGUUAUUUAAUGUUGCAAUAUUUUUAGUUAUGUCCAUUUUGGAAUUUACACCAGUAAUGAUACAUGGGACAGUAAAGGAAUUUAAAGUUUCUUGCAAGUGUUUGUGCAUUCCAGCAGACUGAAAAAAGUGAGAGUUGUAGUGUGGCAAGUAAGGAUCGCUCUUUUAUUGGAUUGAAUGAGGAGGGACAAUGGUUUAGCCACUGGACUUGGAUUGAGGAGGAGGGCAGUUCAAAUUCCUGAUGGGCCUCCAGAUUUGCAUUUUUUGUCCUUUCCUAAAGUCUUUAUUCAUAUGAAGAGGACCAUGUCUUAUUUCCUUCCUCAUUGUUUCGCAGUCCAAGCAUGUGCUCAGUCUCUAAGGACAUCAUUGUUGAUGGGACCUUCUACUCUAAUCUUCCUUCUUAUACAGAAGAAUUUCAAAACCCUAAAAAUAUAAAUGGGAGACAUGCUCUCAGUUUUUAGUUCUUUGAUGUGAGAUAAGUAAUUGAUCAGAUAAGAGACUACAGUGUAGAGCCCAGAACUAGUGCCUGUUGCUUCAUUUCAUCUUAGAUGGCCCAGACAGAAAGCUGAUGUCAUUCAACAAUUAAAAUCACACAGGUACACAAUGAAAAAGUUCUUUCUAUGUAUUUCAGUGACAUUCUCGUAGAAUUUUUUCAAAGCAAAUUCAUAAUUUGCUAGUGCCUUUCUUUAUUUGGCAAAAUCAUGUUACAAACUCCUGACUGACUUGAGUAUCCUACAAUUUUACAUUAGAUGUUUGAAGGGGGUUGCUGUAGCUACAUUUUCUGCUGCUGAUAACAAUGACAGGUCCACCUUCCUCAAAAAUAAGAUGUACUUUUCCUGCUUCUUUAUAACAUAUUGGUUAGACCUUCUGUAAUAUCAGCACAGCAAGAAAGUUAAAAAAUUAACGAGAGUAUUUUCAGAAAGAAAUGGAAUGUGAUUCAUAUUUGUUGUCAUUUAAAUUGAUGAUGCUGUUCUUCUGGGUUCCAGCACUGGCAUUUUGUGUGUGUGUGUGUGUGUGUGUGUGUGUGUGUGUGUGUGUGUGUGGAGAGAGAGAGAGAGGGAGAGAGAGAGAGGGGUGGGGGAAGCCAUCGAGAAGAGUGGAUCAAGGGGUAAUAUCAGAGGGAAAUGGAACUGAGGUAGGGGGGAGGGAGGGGAAGGAGGUAGGAUGCGAGGAGACGGUUGGAGCACAAGUAAGAAGGUUCAAGGAGGAGCCUUUUACAAAGUGGAAAAUUGACAAAGUGUACUUUGUUUUUUGUUGUCUAGUCUAAAUAUUUCUUAUUACACAUUUUAUAAGUUCUAUAAGUGAAAAAGCAUGUGACUUAUAUUACUUUGUGAGUUACUUAUGACAAUCAAGACCCACAGUGCAAUUUUUUUAUUUUUAUGGUUUCUUUUAUUUUUAUGCAGAGCUUGUACUUUUCAAGUAUAUAGAUCGAUGUCCAUAUUUCUUUUGUUUAACAGAAGUUGAUGGAAUGUUGGGAAUUUUGAAGAAGAAUCCAUAAUUCCUAAAGUUUGAGUAUAUUGUCAAUAUUUUGUCUUUUUCUUUAGUUUUUUUCAAAUAGUUAAGAAAUCGAGAAACUUGGUGACCAAAAUUCAAACAAUUUGACUCAGCAGUAACGACAUUUCACAGAUAGUAGGCUCACUGAAUUUGUUUCCAUGUAAGUCUGCAACACAUGUAGACAUGCAGUAUGUUGAUAUUGAACACAGAAAAUUGUAAAUGCCAAUGUCACAACUACUUCUGUCUCAUGGUACAUAAUUUGUGUAACGCAUUGUGUAAUUACAGAUGCUUUUUGUGAUCCUCGUGAGGUCAUUGCCUCUGUGUUUUGUAAUUAUCUGUAAUUACAUAAUUCAAACCUGUUUGUCGUUUAAUAAAUAUUGACAUUUGUUGUUAGUUAUUUGUUUUACAAAGUUUGUAUACUGAUUUUUUGUCAAUCACUGUAAUAGUAUUUUGUAUGUUAUUUGCCAACGAAAUGUGAACAGUUGGAGAAAUUUUAGUAUGUCUUCAAUGGAAAGUACUUAAUGAACAACAGACUGAGAACACUGUUCAAUAAAUUAAUAGUGGAAGAAUUUUUCACCACUCUGAUUUCAAGUAUUUCCUUUACACUAUCAUUAAAGAAAGGAACUCUAAUGUCUUAGGAAGAAUUAUAUUUCUGUGUCUUUAGAAGCAAUGCUAUAUAAUGAAUUCAAAGAUAUUUAUUUCUUUACCCCAUAUUUAUAAUCAUUUAAGCAAUUUUAUUUUUUCUUGUUAAUUAAUUUUUUGUACUAAUGUUAUGCUUGUAAAAAUUCUGUUUUCACAAAGUUCAUGUCCAUUCUGUGAAGACAGAAUGGAUAGAUGCAUAAUCCUUGUAUGCAACUGUUGAUAUACUAAAUGUCUUGUACCAAGUUUGAUCAUGUGGAUCUCAAGUGAAAUUGUAGAAAUGAAACUGAAGUUUGGAAACAUAAUACAGGCACUUGCUCUUUAAUAAGUUCUUACACAAUUCUGAUACAAGGAUGUGGCAAAAUGGCAUAGCUUCUGAAGAAUUCAUCCUUUGUCAAGUUUUAUAUUGUAUCAAUAUAUUUUGCUAGAAUUCGAAUUGUGAUUAAACCAACUUCUCAUUGAACAACAAGGUGCUAAGUCUGGCAAAUCUAGUAUAUGGGAGACAACAGCCAUGAAUUGUUUCAUAAAUACAUCAUGUUUUUAUUUUUAAUGGUUGUCAUGGGAAAGGUUCAUGUGGAAGAAAGUAAUCAAUUUCAUACAGUC
Schistocerca serialis cubense is the source of this 5458-nucleotide messenger RNA. RefSeq names its product phosphatidylinositol 5-phosphate 4-kinase type-2 alpha (gene PIP4K). Gene Ontology annotation, biological process: phosphatidylinositol metabolic process. Bases 326 to 1597 code for a protein of 423 amino acids. NCBI's taxonomy places the organism in Eukaryota, Metazoa, Arthropoda, Insecta, Orthoptera, Acrididae. Gene Ontology annotation, molecular function: phosphatidylinositol kinase activity. The record is from RefSeq and is a predicted model, not a curated record. The transcript is spliced from 9 exons.